AUGGAGAAGAAGACGAAGGGCAACAUGCUAAAUUACAAGAAGAAAAAGGAGACCAUCAAGAAAAAGACUAGAGAGCUUUCAAUCCUCUGUGACAUUAAAGCUUGUGUCAUUCUUGUUGAUCCUAAUCGAGAAGUCGAUACAUGGCCUGAAAAUCCCACUGAUUUCAACCCCAUUAUUCAAUCCUACAAAGAAAAUCUCUUUCACGGCAAGAGAAAACGAAUUGAUGAUGAUGGGUGUUUCAACAAAAAGUCGAAAAAGAAUUAUUCUCUGUUUUGCGAUGAUGGUGAAGAUCAGUGGCUUAAUGACGUGUUUAGAGGGUCGAACGAAAGUUUGUUGGUGAAAUUGAAUUUGAAAUUAGAGGCAGUGGAGAGAAGAAUUGAAUUCUUGAAGAUGGUGAAUUAUGGGAAUGGGGUUUUUGAAGGAUCAACUUCAAGUGAGAAAGAAACAAUGGCGGCUCAACUUCAGUGGCUUUAG
Molecule: messenger RNA, 474 nt
Organism: Solanum tuberosum (potato)
Lineage: Eukaryota; Viridiplantae; Streptophyta; Magnoliopsida; Solanales; Solanaceae
Exons: 1
Coding region: 1-474 (157 amino acids)
Molecular function (GO): DNA binding; protein dimerization activity
Source: RefSeq, a predicted model, not a curated record